GCACUAAUGGCCUAAGAUCCCCGAAAGAAGCUAAAUAAGUUUUCUUACUAAGAAGCCUCAGUGCCAACUGCCUGUCUUUGGUAAAGAAGAGCUUUUCCUCACUCACUGGGCAUGAGUACAGCUCUCCCUGAAAAGGAUGGCUGCUCUUUUUCUAAAGAGGCUAAUGCUACAGACCCUAAAAACUGAAAGUAAUUGCAUCGCAAGGUGUUUUGUUCAACAAGUCGUACGGAAGACGCCACCAGCUCAGCUGUUCCCUAUAGCUUCUGCCCCAAGACUGUCCUGCCUAAUUCAUGCAAAAGCUUCUAGUACUGUCACAGACACCCAGGACGAAAGGAAAAAGAAAAAAAGGAAUGACACCGUUUUUAGUAACACCGGAAGAAAAAUUAGUGAGCGGAUUAUUCACGUCGUCGACGAGAACGGCAAUGAUCUAGGACACAUGCACCGAGCAGAUGUGAUUCGACUCCUGGACGAGCGCCACCUACGGCUGGUCCUGAGGAAUGCCCGCGUGGAACCCCCGGAGUACCAGCUCAUGACGGGGAUCCAGAUCCACCAGGAGCGCCUGAGGCAGAGGGAGAUAGAGAAGGCCAGACCCAAAGCCAGACCAACCCUGACAAAGGAAGUGAUUUUUUCUUCAAAUAUUGGACAACAUGAUUUGAACACAAAGAGUAAGCAGAUUCAGCAGUGGAUUGAAAAAAAACACCACGUUCAAAUUACUAUAAAGAAAGGGAAAAAUGCAGAUGAGCCAGAAAAUAAAAUGGAGGAAAUAGUUCAUCAAAUACUCCAGACUAUGCCUGGGAUAGCCACCUUCGCAUCCAGGCCCCAAGCUAUUAAAGGAGGAAAAGCUGUAAUGUGUGUCCUCCGUCCCUUGAGCAAAAAGGAAGAGACUGCGUACAGAGAAGCUCUGGAGACCCAGCAGAGAGACACUUUGCACAAGGACAGUGGAAGUGACAGAGAAUCAGAUGCCUGGCAUCAGUGAUGUUAAUAAAGUAUGCUUCUGAGAAAGGAA
Carlito syrichta (Philippine tarsier) is the source of this 1006-nucleotide messenger RNA. It is a transcript of the gene MTIF3, whose product is annotated as mitochondrial translational initiation factor 3. The record is from RefSeq and is a predicted model, not a curated record. Gene Ontology annotation, molecular function: translation initiation factor activity; ribosome binding. Gene Ontology annotation, biological process: mitochondrial translational initiation; ribosome disassembly. Gene Ontology annotation, cellular component: mitochondrion. NCBI's taxonomy places the organism in Eukaryota, Metazoa, Chordata, Mammalia, Primates, Tarsiidae. The coding region runs from base 137 to 976 and encodes 279 amino acids. The transcript has 5 exons.